Sphaeramia orbicularis (orbiculate cardinalfish) is the source of this 2909-nucleotide messenger RNA. RefSeq names its product TraB domain containing (gene trabd). The record is from RefSeq and is a predicted model, not a curated record. The transcript is spliced from 10 exons. Bases 115 to 1206 code for a protein of 363 amino acids. NCBI's taxonomy places the organism in Eukaryota, Metazoa, Chordata, Actinopteri, Kurtiformes, Apogonidae.
UCUGCCGAGUUCUACUGCUGCUCUGUGUGUGUGUGUGUGUGUGUGUGUUACUGGCGAGAAGCACACUGACUGACAGACUGGCUGGCUGGCUUUUGCACUUUCAGUGCUUCAAACAUGGACCAAGACAACAAUUCAGAGGAUGAGUCAGUCGGCCCAUCCGAGGAUCCUUCAGAAGAGGAACUACCCUGUCUUCCUCCAGGUCUCUCUGAUGGAGAAGCAAUGGAGCUUCUUUGGCAGUUGCGAGCCCAGCGCCGCCAGUCAUCCCCUGACCUCCCAGAGACUGUGACAUGUCUUACUGCUCCUGAUGGCAGCCUCUUGUACCUGGUGGGCACUGCCCAUUUUAGUGACAGCAGUAAAAAAGAUGUGGCUACGACGAUCCGGGCUGUACAGCCAGACGUGGUAGUAGUGGAGCUGUGCCAGUACAGAGUAUCUAUGCUAAAAAUGGAUGAAAAUACCCUGCUGAAGGAAGCCAAAGACAUCAACCUCGAUAAGGUUCAGCAGGCCAUCAAGCAGAAUGGGCUGAUGUCUGGUCUGAUGCAGAUUCUCCUGCUCAAAGUUUCAGCCCACAUUACAGAGCAGCUGGGCAUGGCUCCUGGAGGGGAAUUCAGGGAGGCCUUUAAAGAGGCUGGACGGGUGCCAUUCUGCAAAUUUCACCUUGGGGACAGGCCCAUCCCUGUGACAUUUAAGAGAGCCAUCGCUGCUCUCAGUCUAUGGCAGAAAGCACGGCUAGCAUGGGGUCUUUGUUUUCUCUCUGACCCAAUCAGUAAAGAGGAUGUAGAGAAGUGCAAACAGAAGGACCUACUAGAACAGACCAUGUCAGAGAUGAUCGGCGAGUUUCCUGCUCUCCACCAGACCAUUGUGGCUGAAAGAGACAUCUACCUCACUCACACUCUCCGCCAGGCUACACGUUGUGUGGAGGCACCCCCUAAUGCCCAGAAAGUGCCUGCUGUGGUAGUGGGAGUUGUGGGGAUGGGUCAUGUCCCUGGAAUAGAGAAAAACUGGGAGAAACAGCUCAACAUCAAUGAGAUCAUGAGUGUUGCACCUCCAUCACGUUUUGGCUGGGUGUUGCACACAGUCAUUAAAGGAGUCAUGAUGGGAAUUCUGGGCUAUGCCUGCUAUCGGGCCGGAGGAAGUUUAGGCAGAGCUCUGCUGUCUUUACGUGGUGUCCAAUCAUUACUGGAGAGUCUGCGACCGCCCCCUGCUUGACCCCGACAGUCGACUCGAAGCCAUCAAUGACACGACCUUUGAUUUAUUAAAAACAAUGCAUCUAUCACCAGUGGCCUUAAAACGGGAGGUGAGGCUGGAGGAAUGGGUUCACCAGCCCACACAAUGAACUAUCAUGGACCUCAGGGGGUUUUCAGAGCCUCCCACUUUGUAUUGAUGUCCCUAUUAAUGGGGCCGUACUGCCAAAGAAACCAUGACAGUACUUUGUGCAAACCCUGCAUUCUCUUAUGUUAACUUAUGCCAAUAAUUCCUUUGGAAUAGAUUUACAUUCUCCCUGCCAUUCCUUUUAAUAAUUUUCAAAGUUUUUAUUUCACAGGUAUUUUCAUGAGGCUGUUUAAGAAAUUAUUUUCUGUCACUUGCCCUGAUACGACUGAGCCAUUUUCAAACAGGCACACUUCUCUAACACUGAAUUUCUUAUAUACUCUUCUCCCUUUUGGUGCCAGUAACAUUGGUUACUGACCCAGUUCAAGUCCAGCACUUUAUGAGAGAUUGGGAGAGUCUUGAACUAUACAUGCAGACAGUGGAAGGAAUACGCAAUUUAAAUACCAUAUCAGUCCUAACAGUCACAAGUAUAUUUAAAAAUUUUGUAAAAAAAAAUCUUUGGUUUAUUCAUUUGAUGCACAUUGUAACCAACAUGCAUCUCUUCAACCCAGCUUUAAUUGUCAAAAAUGCAUGAAUUGGAAUGUUGAUCAUCAAUCUCACAUACUGCAUCCUGAGCAUACUUUUCAAAAAUGCAUAAUCUUCCAAAUACUGGAUUAGAAUUAGGCAACAUUGACUGAUUCCUUGUGUGCACAGUCCUACCUACAUCAACAGACAAGUGCCUCAUUUUGCAACAGUAAGGGCUAAAGUGAACUAAAGGAAUGAUAAAAUGUGUGUUUUUACAUCGUACACAUACUACAAACACAUUCUGUCUUUGUAUUAUUAUAUUAUAGGUCUGUUUUAUAAAAACUGUUGACCUAAUUGUAGACCUUUAGUUUGUGUUGUCUGGGAGUUUUAAAUGGAAUAGUACCACAGCCCUUCAUUCUAUGGUCAUUUAGACAUGAACUCAGAGCUGAUGCAGGACAUAAAUGUGCCUCAGGAUGAGCAUUAAUCACGUGACUUACGUAUAUUUGAUUGUACUUCCCAUAUGAGGCACCUUCCAAUUUUGGCUUUUAACACAACUGAUUUCAUCUCUUGAGUAAGCGUUCAUACUUGAUAUGGAUAUAUGCAUCUUGUACAAAAAGCCAUCUGUAGAAUAUUUUAACUAAUAAUACCUGACAUUCAGCUCACUAGCUGUUUGUACUUUUAUGAUAUAUGCAUUACAACUUCCCAGUCUGAUUGUAAAAUGGGAAUAAGGAGAUGCUAAAAAUGACUUAGAUUUGUUUCCCUCAGAUAAAGGAUUCAAUCAGACCGUGAUGUUUUUCACUGAAAUUCUCAUUCAGGAAAAUUUGCUUUAGAGUUUUUUUUUUUUGUUUGUUUCUGAGGGAAAUUGACAGUUGAGAUUGGUCAGAGUUGGGAGGUAAAGCCUUACACUGCUCUCACUGCUGCCUUUGAUCCUCAGAUUGGAUCCUGUCCUGAGGCUUGUUGUAAGCAUCAUACCAACCUGUAUAGUACAGAACCUCUUGUUGCACAUGUAAAAUUGGCUUGACAAAAUCCAUAAAAUCAUGUUUUCUGGGUUAACUCAAUAAAUCCAACUCAAAACAACA